Messenger RNA from Pygocentrus nattereri (red-bellied piranha), 3366 nucleotides. It is a transcript of the gene dok3, whose product is annotated as docking protein 3. NCBI's taxonomy places the organism in Eukaryota, Metazoa, Chordata, Actinopteri, Characiformes, Serrasalmidae. The record is from RefSeq and is a predicted model, not a curated record. Gene Ontology annotation, biological process: cell surface receptor protein tyrosine kinase signaling pathway; positive regulation of MAPK cascade. Bases 630 to 2171 code for a protein of 513 amino acids. The transcript has 5 exons. Gene Ontology annotation, cellular component: cytoplasm.
CAUUUAUGUUUAUACUUUAAACAAGAAGCUGUUGGUGUUCUCAGAAUAAUGGAUUGUCCACCACAGAGUCCAGACCUCAACAUCACUGAAUGUGUAUGAGAUUUCGCGUAUCGUGAGAAUUGGAAAACAACCAAGUUCUAAGACUGAACUUCAGAGGUGUGGAAAAAUAUCCCUGCAGAUGUCUUUGACAAAAGAAUGGAAGCUGUAAUAAAGGCGAAGAAUGUGAUAUUUUCUGUUAAGCUUUGACUGGAAAUUCAGUAAAUGAAAGGUAGAUUUUGACUUUUGUAAAAAAGAAACUUAAAAAAAUUGAAAAUGCUUCUUUUGGCAACACUUUGCCCUCAGCCCUGUUACUGGAGUAUGUUAGAUCUGUUCAUUUCACAGUUUCUUUCUCUGACAUGUUUUUCUGACUAAGCUGAAUAUCAUCAAGAAGGGCUGCGGUAUGUAACCGUUUGGUGGCUGGAGUGUGGCGCAAUUUGUGUUCACUGUAGAUGUACAAGGCUUAGCGGAAGCUCAGGCGACCAUUUUUGGCCACUUGUUUGUGAAGCGGUGCUGAAGUUCCCCUCACCCACUGCUGCGCUGUCAAGUGUCUCUGAGAACCAGAGCUGAAGGACGUGGAGUGAAGCUGUGCUAUGGAUGUGGUUGCAAAAGAAGGCUCCCUGUUUAUACAGGGGGUCAAAUUUGGAAAAAGGAUCUGGCGGAAGACCUGGGUGAUCCUGUUUGAGCCCAGUCCCACGGGGAUCGGUCGAUUAGAGAUGUACGACAUGCGAGACGGAGGGUCCCCCCCAAAGCCUGUGGGGCUGAAGAAGCUCGAGAAGCGGGUGGUCCGGCUGGCUGACUGUCUUAGCAUUACUCCAGCCCCAGGGGAGAGUUGCCCCACUGAGUGCGCCGCUUUCUACCUGAACACUGCCGAGCGUACCUACACACUGGCAGGCCCCAAGCAGGAUGAGUGGGUGCCCACCCUCUGCCAGCUUGCCUUUCAGAGGAACGAGGGGGGCAGCGAUUCCAAGAGACCGCAGCAAAACAAUGACAUGUCCAUGUCUAACAACGACCUCUACUCCACCUGGAGUCCAGGCCAAUACCAGGUAAAAGUGCUGAGCUCCGAGGCGUCCGUGCGAUGCUGCAUGUCUGGAUCGUACCUGCUAUCCCCAGAGAAAGAUGCCCUGUGCCUUUUGGACCUGAACACUGGAAAGACUGCGUUCUACUGGCCGUACCGGUUUCUACGUAGAUUUGGCCAGAUUAAGGAUGGGAUCACUAUUGAGGCUGGCCGUCGCUGUCACACAGGGGAGGGUCACUUCACUUUCAUGUCCAAGCAGGGUAAUCAGAUCUACAGGGCCAUUGAGGAGGCAAUCAUGCACCAGAGCGUACAAGACCUGCUGUCCAAAGCUACCUCUCAGAUGCAAGAUUCGACAACCCAGCAGCCUCCACCAAGACCGUUAAUAGAUGACCGGAUGAAAGGUUGUCAGGGUUCUCCAACCAGGGGCAUGAAGGACAGACCCUGCCUGCCACUUUCCCGGAGAAAUCUCGCCUUACCGGCUCCUCCAGUACCUAAAGCACUUCCACCACCUCCAGCACCUCCAGCACCUCCGGCACUUCCCGCAGUCUGCACCAAACCCCUAGUAAUACUCAGCAAACCCCCAGCAAUGAGCCCCAAACCCCCAGCAGACACCACUAAAGAAGUUUUAUAUGCCACCAUAAAACCUCAACCAAAGCCCAGGGUCAAAACUGCACCUCCAAAGAUUCCCCAACCUCCCCCUGGGCCCAACUACAGCCCCCCUGAACCAAAGCAGAAACGAGAGGAAGAGAAAGAAACAAAAGAGCGGUACAUAUGCGGCAGUGAUGAAGACCCCGAUUCUGACUACUGUAAUUUGAGGCAGGUGGUUGAAGUGCAGCAGGACAGUCCUGACACAGACACAAUCUACAGUUUGGUAGUGCCUCCCGACAGACAGGAGAACAAAUGCAGCAUGGUGGCCAGCCAAGAUCAAACCACACCCAUGCAAAAUUCUCUCAUCAGCUCCUCUGAAAUCCCCCUCGACUUCAGACAAGUGCUCUCCAAUGUCCUCUUCAAAGACCUGACCCGGAUGACGCCGAGGUCAUACGGAGGGAGCUCUGAACGCUUGGCUAAACUGGACGUUGAGAUGGAUGAUGUGGAUUACUGUGAGAUCAAGAACUGAACUGUUCUCACUUGUAACCCUCACACCUGAAUGUGAAAUAAGAUGGUCAUGCGAGAGUCACUCUCAGUGCUCUCUCUACCAGGCUAAAAGGAGUAUUUCAGCAUUUUUUCAACCUCUGUCUGCUGUGUCUUUUGUAUGUGUUCAGAUGUCAAACCAUGUCAAGCUAUCCUUGAUAAACAGUGAACUUAACUACUAUAACAUGACACAGGUGUUCAAAUGCGCACAUGCAGUUUGUAUAAUCUUCAUAAAAAACAAAUGGAACAGGAUGCUCUGGAGCAGCUACACAUGAGCCUAAGGUUGGCAAGAGGGGUAUAAAUCCCCCCAGCAUUGGGCUGUGAAUCAGUGGAACUGGGUUCUCUGGAGUUACAGAGCUCCAUUACUUUUUAAAAGUGAGUUGGAGCGAUGCACAACUAAUCAUGCAAUAUCAGUACCUGACAUUACCAAUGAUCUAAAGCUACGUUCACAUUGCAAGGCUCAUUUCUCAAAUCCGAUUUUUUGCUUGAGUCUGAUCUCUCUGACACGACGGUUCACACUGGUUUAGUGAUUCAAAUCAUUAUUGUGAACAAACAGGCGUCCUGAAAUGACCCACAUGAACACAUCCUACGUGAAUGAAUCGCGUGCGUCGUGUGCAUCAUCAGCAAACGGACUAACAAGCAGAACGAGCUUCACUGUGAAGAUAACUUCAUUAUUAAGCUUCAUUAUUAGAGUGAGAUGAAGGUGAAAAAGGUGAGAGGAGCUGCUUUUCCACCAUUUAGAGGCUUUAACUUCUGUUUGGCGCUGUUGCCAUGGUAACGCUGAACGAUGGCGCACGUGCAAUAAACUGAUAAUUAAUACCCCUGAUUUCAGAAGAAAUGCUGGAUGAGCAGGUGUCUACUGGACCUUUGGACAUAUAAUGUAUUUCUGUGCACUUCAGCACCUGCCCAUUGACUUUUAGAAGUAUGUUUAGAUUCAAUAAGACGUCAUCCUUUGUGAAUCUGCGGUUUCAAUCAAGGUAUGGUGUAAAUAGAUGGAACAGAAACCAACAAAUGCUUUUUGACUGUUAAAUUUGUUUUUAUUAAACAAUUUUCAGUUAAUAAUAAUAAUAAUAAUAAAAAACACAAAUUACAUCCAUAAAUAGCAGUUGAUUCAUUUGUGGUGGACUUUUUUGAAUUAUGAAAUCAAAAGUAUAUGCAAGUACAUGGUGGACUUCAUGAAA